CUCCAGGAAAAAACAAAAACAAAAACAAAAACAAAAAACAAACCAGCACUCUUCACUUGACUCCUGGGACCCUGGCUCCCCACACAGACUGCCUUGGUGCCAUCUUUAUAUAUAGUGUUUAGAACCUUCACCUUCUCUUGCUGCAUGAUUUGAUAAUAUCUUUCUGAUGGGCAAGGAGGAAGACGGAAGGUUUUGGGGUGUAUGUCAUUGUGGUUGCCAAGAACAAGUUGUCAUAGUAACAUAUCUUUCCUUCCUUGUGAAACAUUCCAAAGAGGUUUUUUCCCCCUUUGGCUUUCCUCUGACUCUGGGGAAAAUACAUCCCAUCCCCUGCAGAGGAGUGCAGAAGCAGGCAGUCAGACAGACACAAAGGGUGGGGAGUAAUUGGGCGAGAUGUGCAAAAGUCAACUCAAUUCCUAAUAUCAAGCAAUUAGGCUAAUGUGAUUUAGAACAACGUGAUCAGUGAAGUUUGUGUUUAUGCUCCCCUCAGACUGUAAUUAAUUCAUGGAAGUGCUGUAGGUUGUUAAAUUUUGUAAACGGAUAAUAGAACUGUUCUUUGAAAUAAAAGCAGUGGCAACAACCUAGUCAUUUUACAGUAGCGUGAAUAGAAGAUAAUUACAGUUUGAGAGAACAUAGCCCCCUUUCCGUACAAGAACAGGAAUGGAUUGUCUUCGGCUGGGAGUUGCUGUGAGCACAAAUUGCAAACAAAGUUUAUGUGCUCUGCGGGGAAAUGGCAGGCAUUUUCCCCAUAUAGUCAAGGAGAGUGCCUAACUCACUUUUUAGAUAUUUCUACCAGUGUCCUACAGGGAAUUGUGCUAAUAAAUAUGACAAUAACAUUGUAAUGGGACCAGAAAGGCUGACCCAGCGUUUUGUUAAUUUGUGUUCAGCAUUUGCUGGGAGCUUUGUAACCCCUGAGCAAUGAAACAGGAGCAUAUUGGUUGGACUGUAGGCAUUUUAAUUAGAGGUCCUGGGAAUAACUCUGUGCUGUGGCAGCUGGAUAAGACCUGGCCCCUCAAAGUUUACCCAUGGCGAGCUUCCCUCCUGGCCCUCAGCGGCCAUUAAAAGGUCUUGCUAGAGGAAGGGACCUGGGGGAGGGAGUGCAAAAUUUCUAAGGAGAGGAGGAAGAUGCCUGGUGGGCUGGCGUCCAACAGCAAUUAGCUACUCAGCUGUCAGUGCCCAGAGCCCUUGCUUUAACAAAGUGGUGGCAAAGAUUGACAGAAAUGGCUUGACCCCAUGAUGGAUCCCAAAGCAUUUUGUAAAAGGGUCUUUUUACUCUUGCUACCUUUUCAUCAUCUGGCUUAAAUACAAUGCAACAAUAAAGGCAUCAUAAAUCAAAAGCUGUUAGCACACAUGGCCCCUGCAAUUUAUGGGUAUUAAGCCAAAAAAAAAAAAAAAAAGCUUAGGAACAUUUCAUCAAAUUAUUUUUCCAGUCCCUUAAGACUCAUUUAAAUUUCCCUCCUCUCCCUACCCUGGUGCUGCCAGCUAUUUCAUGCACAGGAGCACCUGAGCCCAGGGUGGAGGGAGCCAACUCUGCCAGCGGGCAGGCGGUUCAUUCUCAUGGGGUGGGGCCUGAAGCUCUGCCCAGCUGCAGGCACCAUGUGGGCAAACAGCCAAGAAUCUAGAGAAACAGAUGGCAGCUGCCCUUGGGUCAGUGAUGCAGCUUUGGGAAUGGCCAUGUCCAUCCACACUAAACCUCCAUCCUCACCUCUUUCACCAUGAGUCCUGGGGCUGGGGUGGGAGCUCCAGUGGGAGAUGGCGGGAUUAUUUGGAGGUAAGGGGCCCAAUGCAAGGUUGGGUUGGGGACUAAAUACUCAAAGCCAGCCACUUCUGUGAUGGUCCAGUGCCGGCUUUGGAGGCCCAAUGCUAAGUCCUGGAAGGCCCGGUGCAGAGUAGUGGGCCCACCAGAGGCCAGCAUUAAGGAGCAGAAUCCCCACUAUGCUCUGGGUAGUGGCUGAUAGAUCUCAACAUGUCAGUGGAGAAGUAGAAACCGGUUGGUGGCGUUACUUAUAUUUGUUAAUUAGUGAGCCCGACACAUAAUUAUUAAGCAUCGAGGAUAGGCAGGGCACAUGGAACAAUUCACCCCGAUGUGCAGAGACACAAAGUCAGAUGAAUGUCCAAAGGGCCAGAAGUGGGCUUCCUGCCCUUCAAGGAUCACCUCCUCCAGGAAGCCUGUACAGGUUGCUAUGAGGAGCAGAUGAGCAUGUGCUGAACAUUCUGAAUACAAUAUGGAUUGUCAGGCUGAGCCCUUGCUCAUUGUUUAUUGGGGGGGGGGAAAUCUCUGUUUUGAUUGUCCUUGAGUUGAGAAGGGACUCUUAAGUUGGAAGCUUUCUGGACCUUUGUUGUGUGGGAAAAGUAGAAGGCAGUUGGCACAGGUGCCUCUGUGGCAUCACCUGGCCCCGUGGUAAAUCCUAUCUUAUUCAAUGAGGAAACAAGGGAAGAGAAGUGGUGUCUCCUUAGCCACUUCUCUGAGCUUGAUGGGAAUAUAUGGCUUAAGAACUCAUAACCGUGGCCUCCAUGACAAUCCCUUGGCUCCCAGGCUCUGUGACUCCCCAGUCCAUCCUGGCUCUCUUCAGAGCACCUCUUCUGCCUGUGAGCGAUUUGUCACCUCAUUCUGUAAGACUGGCACCAGCAGAAAUGCAGUCUCAAAGGAUCCCGGGGAGAAAGCGAGGCCGACCCUCACUUCACUCCACGCCUAUGAAGAUGGCAGUUCAUAACCUUUAUUCUGCUUCAGCUGGCUCUUUACCAGCAGUGAAGAUCCCAAAGAAAAGAGGGCGGAAACCCGGGUACAAGAUCAAGUCUCGGGUUCUCAUGACUCCCUUAGCCCUCUCACCUCCGCGGAGUACCCCAGAGCCCGACCUCAGCUCCAUCCCUCAGGACGCAGCCACGGUCCCCAGCUUGGCGGCCCCACAGGCUCUCACAGUCUGCCUCUACAUCAACAAGCAGGCCAAUGCGGGGCCCUAUCUGGAGAGGAAGAAGGUGCAGCAGCUCCCGGAGCAUUUUGGGCCCGAGCGGCCAUCGGCGGUGCUGCAGCAGGCCGUCCAAGCCUGCAUCGACUGCGCCCACCAGCAGAAGCUGGUCUUCUCCCUGGUCAAGCAGGGCUAUGGUGGUGAGAUGGUGUCAGUCUCGGCUUCCUUUGAUGGCAAACAGCACCUGCGGAGCCUGCCUGUGGUGAACAGCAUCGGCUAUGUCCUCCGCUUCCUCGCCAAGCUGUGCCGAAGCCUCCUGUGCGAUGACCUCUUCAGCCACCAGCCCUUCCCCAGGGGCUGCAGUGCCUCUGAGAAAGUCCAGGAGAAAGAGGAAGGGAGGAUGGAAUCAGUCAAGACAGUCACCACCGAAGAGUACCUGGUGAACCCUGUGGGCAUGAACCGCUACAGCGUGGACACCUCCGCCUCCACCUUUAACCACAGGGGCUCCUUGCACCCCUCCUCCUCGCUGUACUGCAAGAGGCAGAACUCUGGAGACAGCCACCUUGGGGGUGGUCCUGCUGCCACCGCUGGUGGUCCCCGCACUAGCCCCAUGUCUUCUGGUGGCCCCUCGGCACCUGGGCUGAGGCCUCCAGCCUCCAGCCCCAAGAGAAACACGACCUCUCUUGAAGGAAACAGAUGUGCCUCAAGCCCUUCUCAGGAUGCGCAGGAUGCCAGGCGGCCACGGAGCAGGAACCCCUCCGCCUGGACUGUGGAGGACGUGGUGUGGUUUGUGAAGGACGCCGACCCACAGGCUCUGGGGCCUCACGUGGAGCUCUUCAGAAAGCACGAGAUUGAUGGCAACGCUCUGCUGUUGCUGAAGAGUGACAUGGUCAUGAAGUACCUGGGCCUGAAGCUGGGACCUGCACUGAAACUCUGCUACCACAUUGACAAACUGAAGCAAGCCAAGUUCUGACUUUUUUAAAAAGACAGAAGCGAAACCCAAAACAACAGAUCCCAAGAUUAUCUUCUGCCUUACCAAUAUCCCGCCAACAUCACAAACUAGACUCUCCUCUUAAAAUUAACAGCCACAGAGACGUGGUCUUUUUAUAAAACUUGUGAAUCUUUGCCUUUUGAAGAAUUUAACAUGGACCUUUUCGAGAGGCUCCUCUGUGUUCAUAAUUUGCCAAAAAAUUACAAAAGCCUGUGAUUUUUAACAUCCCUGUUAUGCUGGUUUCUCUUAAAGUGGGUCCUAUUUGCAUAACGAGAGAGUGGGGAACUGAAUGCUUAUGCCCAAGGAGAGUUCUGGAGGGUUCAAAGGAUGAAAGAAGGACCUUUGUCCCUGCGGUCUCUGCAGGGACAACCCCCUCAGCACCAUCUGCCUCUAACUCUGACCUGGGGACCUAUCCAUGUGAGCCUUGUUUGCCUCAGCUCUGGAAGCUGACUUCUGAAGAUGACUGCCUCACCUUGCACUGUCUGGAAAACUUGAAUUAUUUUACGCCGUGAAAGAAAAAGGAAAAAAAAAAAAAUCUUUUCUGUUCCUAGAAAAUCUGAAGUACUGUGUUUCUCCGCUAGAGGGCAGACUGCUAAUGAAAUUUCAGGACCCUCACUGACUGCAGUAGCAGGAUUGUUCAGUACUGAGUGGAUGGGUUAGGGUGUCUGUGAACAAGAUCUAGCCCACACAGAAACAGGGGAUUUAUUCCACAGUUAGCACCACAGAUUGCGACUUGGGAAGAAACCAUCAGCUAGAGGGGUCUAGUUCGUAUCCAAUCAUUAUUGACUGACUGACUGAUACUCAACUAGCAAAGGCAAGAAUUUGGAAGCACGCUCUACCCAGAUGGGACUUUGGAGUUCCUUCCCUUCCAGAGUCCUUAUUGAGGUGUUGAAGUGUUGGCAUGCCGAAGAAUCUUAGUGACAUUUAGCCAUGGGUGUUUCUUUAAAAAAGGAAAAGAAAAUGUCUCAACGAAGCUUUGAAAUGGGAGAGUGUUGAUUUCUAGUUACAUUGCUGGGUUAUGUAGUUGUAUCUGUGGCUAAUUUUUCUAGUCCUCAACAAAUACACAGACAUGCUAUUAUGGGGUUUAAUUCAAUUUACAAAUAGGUUUUCCUUCCUCACAGUGGAGUAAUAGAAAAAAUUGAUUUUCUGCUCCUUUGCAGCUGUGUCCAGAGACGGACAAUGAAUCCACAAUUUAUUAGGCAGAGGCACAACUUCUCCACCAUUCGUUUUAUCCUUCUCUUUUCUCUGUUUCCCUCCACCUCUCUUCUUCUUCUUUCACACUGAGCAGAAAACAUAUCUUCAAAAUGAAUUCGCCUUUGCCAUGUGCAUAUUCUCUUCCUUAAAAGGACAUCAACAGUGUUGGAGAUGAGGAGAUGAACAUUAGAUUUUGGAAUUUCUGGGAGGGAGAGGGUUAGGGAUGACUCAGGGCCUCCCUUCGCCCAAAGGUGAAUCAGAAAAGGCACCCCUUUCUCUGGGAUACAACCUGAGCAGGGGUCUCAGCUGGCAAGUGGAGCAGGGUGGGGGCUCAACCUCCUCACCGCUUGAUCAGCUGCCGUUGUACAGAGCAUGACCUGUAUAACCUUGAGGGCAGCCCUGGGUAGAUCUGCAGAGUGACCCUCUAUAUAGUUAGAAUCCAGAUGAAGGCCAUAAGAAAUAGUCCAUGCCAUGCCGUUAGGCCCACUUUCAUGUGCAGUACUUGAGAAAGCACAUCGUAGCCUCCUUUUCAGACACACAAAUGGCGGCUGGACUGAGAGCAUGGCAGAGAAGGGGAGGAGGAGAAUGUACUAAACUUGCUCACUGAAUUGAGCUUGAGUUAUUAGAUUGUAGAAGAGCUUGAUGUCUGGUGAUUUUGUUACAGGAAGGGGGUCCCGAUCCAGACCCCAAGAGAGGGCUCUUGGAUCUCAUGCAAGAAAGAAUUCAGGGUGAGUCCAUAAAGUAAAGUGAAAGCAAGUUUAUUAAGAAAGUAAAGGAAGGAAAGAAUGGCUACCCCAUAGUCAAAGCAGCUCUGAGGGCUGCUGGUUGCCCAUUUUUAUGUUUAUUUCUUGAUAUGCUAAACAAGGGGUGGAUUAUUCAUGCCUCCCCCUUUUAGAUCAUAUAGGGUAACUUCCUGAUGUUGCCAUGGCAUUUGUAAACCGUCAUGGCACUGGUGGUAGUAUAGCAGCGAGGACAACCAGAGGUCACUCUCGUUGCCAUCUUGGUUUUGGUGGGUUUUAGCCAACUUCUUUACUGCAACCUGUUUUAUCAGAAGGUCUUUAUGACCUAUAUCUUGUGCUGACCUCCUGUCUCAUCCUGUGACUCAGAAUGCUUUAGCCAUCUGGGAAUGCAGCCCAGUAGGUCUCAGCCUCAUUUUACCCAGCUCCCAUUCAAGAUGGAGUUGCUCUGGUUCAAAUGCCUCUGACAGGUUCAGCACCUGAGAAAAGUACCUUGAAUCAGGCCUUGGGGCAGAGUCUUCAAGAUUUUAAGGUGAUAGGGCCUGUCUCUUAAGAAUUUAUUAAUCGUAAGUGCUCACUGCUGGUUUAGAGUUAGAUACAUUUCCCUCAAAACAGCCAUGGGCAGGUUAUGUACUCAGAACUGCCAGGGUGAAAACAAUGAGAUCCAGAAAAAUCCCACAACAAUCCAGGUUUUUCACUCCUCUUUUUUUUCUCAAUCUUCCGAUACUUGUGGUACCUCUUCCAUCAACAGAUACCUCAUGUAGUGACUUCCAGUAUCAAGUUUUCAAAACUUCCUACCCACCCUCAUCAGUGCCUCCUUCACUACAGAGUCACAAACAUUGGUGCUCUCAAAUAAAAAUCAGCCCCAAACAAUGUCAAAGAGAUCCCUUGAGUAGUUUUCAGGCGAGAGAUAUGUUCUCAUUUCAAGUCUUGGAGAAAACUGGAUCCAUGUUCACGUGGAACUUCUCUCGCGGAGGUGCUAUCUCAUUUUGCAUUAAACUUUAAGCAGGACAGAUUGCUGAAGCCAUGAUAUUUAAGGUUUGACUUUUUAAAAAUCUCAUUACUCUUAAAAUAAAUGCUGCCACAUCAGAGAAUAA
Homo sapiens (human) is the source of this 6922-nucleotide messenger RNA. RefSeq names its product Scm polycomb group protein like 4 (gene SCML4). Gene Ontology annotation, cellular component: nucleus. The coding region runs from base 2512 to 3876 and encodes 454 amino acids. The transcript is spliced from 8 exons. NCBI's taxonomy places the organism in Eukaryota, Metazoa, Chordata, Mammalia, Primates, Hominidae. The record is from RefSeq and is a predicted model, not a curated record.